AUGGCGCAAGCUGUGGGCCAUGACCAUGAGGAGGCUUUCAGCUUUCAGGCUGCCACAUUAAUGAAAAGACUAAAAAGAGUACUGGGAAAAGUGGAGAACCAAGCCGAGCAGACGGCUGGAGCCGUUGUUGCUUGCCCAAAGGUGGACAUUGGGCAUGGCGUAAGCGUCGAGCAAGGCACCCUCGACAAACUUUGCCGAGCUUGUGAAAGUGGCCCUGGCAAAUUUGCCAGGGCUCUUUUGCGAAAUGUAUUCACGCCAGAAGAACUAAGGGGCAAAACACUCCUGGGUGGAAAAAGCAACCUACACCUCAACCAACCACUCAAGGAGGCCUUGGACCCUGUUCGUGUCCAAGCUGUGAUUGACUACACAUGCUCCAAAUUUCCAUCAGCGAGCCUCGGCUACAUAAAGAAUAGCCUGUCGUCCAUGCUUGCGAGGGAGCUGAAGGAACCCGAAGUCCAAUAAACUUGUGAU
Messenger RNA from Dermacentor andersoni, 471 nucleotides. NCBI's taxonomy places the organism in Eukaryota, Metazoa, Arthropoda, Arachnida, Ixodida, Ixodidae. The record is from RefSeq and is a predicted model, not a curated record.